AUGGUACCCGGCACUAUCGCUGGUAAGAUAGUGGGAGGUGUGUGUUCCCUUUCGGGAGUACUCGUCAUCGCUCUGCCUGUGCCUGUCAUUGUCUCUAACUUCUCGCGGAUCUAUCAUCAGAACCAGAGAGCUGAUAAGAGGAAGGCUCAAAGAAAAGCUCGGCUCGCCCGCAUCCGUAUUGCCAAAGCUUCAUCAGGUGCUGCUUUCGUCUCCAAGAAGAAGGCUGCUGAGGCUCGCCUGGCUGCUCAGGAGUCUGGAGUGGAGCUGGAUGACGCAGGAAGGGAUGAGGAUAUCUUUGAGUUGCAGCAUCACCACCUUUUAAGAUGCCUAGAACGAACUACGGAUCGUGAAUUUGUUGAAAUGGAAAACCCAUUCAAUGGGGCCGCUAAACGGCCGGGAUCUCCUUCGCCUCUAGCGUCGCCUGCGCAUUCUGGCCGCGCACCGGCCUUAUUGGCUUGUUGCGCACGAUGCGGCUGCUGUCCACAGAAAUAUCAGGUCCUGCUAUUAGACUCGAGUAGAAAACGAGCGCGGGGUACUCGGCGUUACACGGCGACGUCGCGGCCGUCAGACACUUCUGUGUCCGCCGCGCCCAGUGAAGACCCCUUACCACAAGCUUGCGGCAAAUACAUUCCAGCUGGCAGCACAGUGCAAGGGAACCAGACGGGCGUAGCAAUGGAUGGUACAUAUCUCGUGGAGGCGUCUUUCUAG
Messenger RNA from Pieris macdunnoughi, 708 nucleotides. The record is from the annotation of a GenBank genome assembly. NCBI's taxonomy places the organism in Eukaryota, Metazoa, Arthropoda, Insecta, Lepidoptera, Pieridae.